This is a messenger RNA of Branchiostoma belcheri (Belcher's lancelet), 4729 nucleotides long. RefSeq names its product voltage-dependent calcium channel subunit alpha-2/delta-2-like. The record is from RefSeq and is a predicted model, not a curated record. Lineage: Eukaryota; Metazoa; Chordata; Leptocardii; Amphioxiformes; Branchiostomatidae. Gene Ontology annotation, molecular function: voltage-gated calcium channel activity. Gene Ontology annotation, cellular component: voltage-gated calcium channel complex. The transcript has 41 exons.
GUAAUCAAAAUUCAGGAAAGCGUGACAAAUGUUGCCGAACCGGUUCUUCUUCUAGUCGCUCGCGCUAACUAUGCGCCGUACAGCGGGCAGAAAAUGGCGCCGAGUGGCAGAUUAGCAGGCUGGGCCUUACUGCUGGUGACAGCCGCGGGUUUUCUGAGCGGGGCGGCGGGAAAGAGAUCCUUCCCGCACCUGGGAGAUGUUCGUGCCUGGGCCAGCGAGCUUGCUGACAGCCUGAGGGAGAUAGUGGACACAGCCAAGUUCGAUGACCUGUCAACUGCCUAUGCUAGUGAGGUGGCUGCUGGGAGACUGAGCCUGCAGACCAUCAACGGUACCCAGCUGAUCCAGACAUCCACCAAUAAGAUGGCCAGCUCCAUAGCAGUCCGCACCAAGGCACUCAAGAGUCUGUCAGAAGCAGCUGAGGAAGCCGUUGCCAACCAUAACUACAACCAGAGCAUCAAGGUUGCAGAUGUACCUUACUACAGUGCCAUGGACGGUAACCCUGACCACAGACUGCCCGGUCUGACCGAGGACAAGUGGCUGGGAGGACAGACUAACCGCACCAACAGUUCCAUACAUAUACCGGUCAACAUCUAUGAACAAGAUGAACUUUCAUUCCAUACUGAUCAAAUUAUUAACAGAUAAACAUAUGAAUAUUACAUGUAUAAACCUUCUGUAAUUUCUGUUGUUCCCCCAGAUGCCCAUGUGCUGAAUGUGAUCUCGUGGUCGUCCCACCUGGACUCAGUGUUUAUUGACAACUGGCAGCAGAACCAGGAUAAGUUACCGUGGCAGGCCUUCGCUAGUCAGACAGGCGUCUUCCGGAUGUACCCGGCAAGGCCCAUGCAGCCUCACAGAUUCGGCAGCAGAACUCUAACCCUCGAUGAUGUUCCCAGAAGGUUUGAUGAGUUUGAUGCUCGUAUGACUCAGUGGUACCAACAGACCAUCAGUUCCCCGAAGGACAUGCUCAUCCUCCUGGACACGAGUGGAAGUGUAGAAGGCCGCUCCCUGAGCCUGAUGAAGCAUACCACAUGGUUCCUUCUGGACAGGCUGACAGAAGACGAUUACGUUGCCACCGGAUACUUUAAUGCCUAUGCCCAGGCUGUCAGCUGUCUCAGCAGUUUUGUCCAAGCAACCACUCACAACAAGGAGGUGAUCCACAAGUCCCUGGACAACCUGGAGGCAGCUAACCAGGCAAACUACUACGCAGGCCUGGAGUAUGCCUUCAAGAUCUUCAACAAUUUCCAGAUGGAGGAUCGUAAUGAGAACCAGGGCGCGGAGUGUAACCGGAUCAUCGUCUUGGUAACCGAGAACGCUGAGCUCUACCCCGAGGCAGUCUUCCAGAAGUACAACUCUGACAGAAGUAUCCGUGUGUUUGUGAUUGUUGUGGGGGAGCCGAUCCACGACUGGAGCGUGCUGCAGAAAAUGGCCUGUGACAACAGAGGGUACUUCUCAACUGUCAGGAGUGACGGUGCAGCCAGGGAAGCCUCAGGGGAUUUUGGCCAGGUCCUAAGCCGGCCGGUCGCCCUAGAGAAUUCCAAGGAAGUCACCUUCUCCAAGAUCUUUAUGAGUGAAAAAGGUGAUGACUUUGAGGUGUACGUCAGCUACCCAGUCAUCAACACAACCAUGGACAAUCCGCGCUAUAUGUCAAAGGACGGUACAUGUAGUAAGAACGAUGAAGGCACUUGUGCAGAAAACCAGGCGGUGCUAGGAGUUGUGUCUGUGCCAUGGCCGGUGAAGGAAAUGAGGACUUCACUUCCUUUAAGAGAGCUUGGCCACGGAGGUUACGCCUUCAUCAUCAACAACAACGGCUUCAUCGUCUUCCAUCCACACCUGACACCUGAGGAUGCCUUCUAUUCCAAGCCGCCGACCCUUGACCUUCUGGACAUAGAGUUCACGAACCCGGACAAGGAGGCGAUGAGGAACAGGAUGGUGAAACUCGAAACUGGCAGUGAUGUCAUCAACACCCUCACCAAGACACAUGAUCAUCACUACAUUGAUGAAGUGCAGAUGACGUACCACUAUGGUCCAGUCACAGGCACAGGUUUCAGCAUAGGCCUGGGUAUUCCUCACUACCACCCAGGGUCACUGGACGUGUCGAGGGUCUCAUACCAGGAAGGAUUCAACGCCUUUGACACUAACGCUGCAGGGAAACUGGUUUUGACACCACUACUAUACUGUGCCAACUACUCGUCCAGCCCCCACAAGUGCCAGGAUAACCUGCACUGUAAGGUCAGGGAGAAGAUAGCAGAGGCCCAUCACCUGCAGCAGAACGCACCUGAACACUGUGAUGAGAAGAUGAUUCAGCAUGUGAUGCUGGACGCUGUCGUCACCCGCAGCCAUGUGACUAACCACUGGCAGAGCCUCACUUCACAGUUUCGCAGCCAAGGCAUCAACUCCAUGUUCAUCAGUGGUGCGUCCGGCCUGACCAGGGUGUUUCCUGAUGGUGCGACCCCCUUCCACCAUGAUGACAGCUUCUCUGCCACGUACUUCACCCGUUCCCUCGGCAACAAAGACGUUUACAUGUUCCACACACCACGAGAUGACGAUAAUGCAGACAAGUCCCCACCUGAUACUAUAAAUGUUGUUGGAGCUAAAGCCGUCAAAGUGCCUAUACAAGGACAGGAUGUUCUGCCUGCAGUUGCAGGAGUGAACAUUGAUGCUGACAAACUCUUUGACAAGAUGAGGGAUAUCACAGAAAAUUGUGGGUGUGGUGAUAGAAGCAAUUCUCGCUCUAGGGGGUGCCGAGUGCCCACCCCCACCUCCUGUAUGACCUGUGUGGAUUCGGAUGCACAGUGCUUCUUGUUGGACGACGGAGGUUUUAUUGUGGCCACCACCAGAGACGACAGCCAGGAUUCGACAGGGAAAUUCUUGGGAGAAAUGGACGGAUCUCUGAUGAUGUCACUUCUACAACAUGAGGUCUACGAAAGGGUGGAGUCGUAUGACUUUGCCCACCCCAUAGACGACACCGCCUGUGCUCUACUCAACCAGGGGGACAGUGCAGCUCCAAGGAUGUUUGUGCCAAUCGCAGAGCUGCUAAGGUUAGGCUGGUGGACCACGUCUGUAGCCUGGGCUUACUUGAGGUACUAUGUGUACGGGUCCCUGAUGUCAGCUUGGUUUAGUGUUGUUGGAGCUCAGAACCCCCCCACUCCCACACCGGACACCAUUUACAUAGAGGACCCAGAUGAAUUGCGACAUCAUUGUGUGGCGAAACAGACUCAGUAUCGCUUCUUCGGCGACUUCGCUACAAACGAGGGCUUCAGGCCGUGGGCGUCAGACCGGGGGGUGAAGAGGGACGUCCCCAACUGUAACUGCACACGAGAGUUUGCCGCCGCGCGUCUUGCCAACACAAAUCUGUUGUUUGUGAUUGCCGACGAAAACUGUGGGACGUGCAACAACACCAAACUGGCUCAGAGCCAGAGCUUUGAUGUGGGUCCUGACCUCUGUGCCUAUCAGCCUCGCUUCAGGAGACGACCCAAUAGGUCGUGUCACAAGCAGCAUCAGCAGGAGGACACUACACAGUGUAUGUCAGGUUCUACAGUCCUCUACACCAGUGCCAGCCUACUGGCAGUGGUGCUGACACUACAACUGGUCAACCACAGAUUACAAACAACCAGCUUGUAGUCUCAACCGGCCUGCCUGUCUUCCUGCAGUUCCUGUGAAACCUGCUAGAUGUCACUGUGCCACCAGAAAACAUCUGUGGGGUAUUCCAUUUCAAACACUGGGAAUUUUUUGGUUUUGGUUUUCUUUUUGAUGCCCACGAUCAUGAUAAUGAUCCUUCUGGCAUACUCAUUUUCACCUGAGUGAAGUGAGGAAAGUCGUGUUAUGUGCCUUUCCCAAUGGCACAAGAUCGGUGACAAGGUGGGAUUCGAACCCGGGAUCUCUUAUAUUAGUUCCGAGUCGAAUACCCUACCGCUACGCCACACGACCCCACAUUUCUAAUGCACUUACAAAUUUCUUCGAAAUGGAGGAAACAUAUAAUUUCAAAACAAUCCUGCUAGACAUAGGAGUGGUUGAAUUAUGAAGUUUGUUGUAACAAUUUUCUCCUUCACCCCUUAAAAUAUUUUGGAAUGGAAUAGCCCAUAGUGAUUAACAGGUAUUAUAUAUAUAUACAUAUCCCUCCUUAGGAUUUCCCUCAAUUUCAAUGUACAUUUCGUGAAAGCCUUGCCAAUGGAUGCAGUAACAACAAUAAGGCUUUUAAAACUGAUUUUGAUCUCAAACCGGCUUGGGCUGCUCCAAAAUAUUAAAGCAGCAUAAAAGGGCAAAAUGGAAACUUCCCUUGCAGUGCUGCCCCCUAUCUUAUUUCUCUUGAACUGCCCAUGGUGUUAGACUUACCACUGUACAAUACAAGUCAACUAAUUGUGCCAUUUAAACUCUUUUCUAGUGGUACAUGUAUAUGGGACUACCUUUAAAAAAAAAAGGUUGUACAAAAAGUUGUACAAUUUUCAGUUUGCAGACUCCAAAUUGGUGGCGUUUAAAAAUCUUUAAAAGUAUUUAAAUCUAUAACUAUGCUGCAGAGUACACUUGGAAUUUUUUACUCUAAGAAUAAUAAGACCAAGUGCUUUUACUAAAAUCUUUGUAGGGUUAGAUGUAGGGUUAGAGGUUUAGCUACUGGUAGAGAGAGGGUACAGGUGAGUUGGUCUGUGAUAUAUAUUUUUUUUUGGUGCUGGAGUUUUGUUUGAAAGAGUUCAUAUAUUGCUAAGAUUUGUGGUGGGACAAGGAAGAAUGAUAACAA